Scatophagus argus is the source of this 2492-nucleotide messenger RNA. It is a transcript of the gene foxi2, whose product is annotated as forkhead box I2. The transcript has 2 exons. NCBI's taxonomy places the organism in Eukaryota, Metazoa, Chordata, Actinopteri, Scatophagidae. Gene Ontology annotation, molecular function: DNA-binding transcription factor activity, RNA polymerase II-specific; RNA polymerase II cis-regulatory region sequence-specific DNA binding. Gene Ontology annotation, biological process: cell differentiation; anatomical structure morphogenesis; regulation of transcription by RNA polymerase II. Bases 207 to 1412 code for a protein of 401 amino acids. The record is from RefSeq and is a predicted model, not a curated record.
ACCACGCCCCCCUGUUGCUUACUGUGUGUCUAUUGGCUGCUGGGAUUCAUCUGGCGCCUGCAUGUGGCUGCUGUCAAGGGUUCAUACAAUUAAAACUCCCCAAACUCCUCCAUCCUCCCUGACACUUGUUGCUGCUGCCUGCGCACCACCGGGAGAGGCCACCUGAACCGCUUCAGCAUUUCCUUUGGGAUUUCCCGCGGGGAGUGAUGAACUCCAUCGAUCCUCAGUCCCAUCACCAGCACCACCAACACACCUCCCCUACCGUCGGCUCUCUCCCACCUAAAGGCGCCCAGGAGGCCCCGGAUAUGGCCGCCGUCUACUGCGACAACUUCAGCAGCAUGUACCACCAGCAGAGCCUCCAGGGCGCGCAGAGACCCGCCGGCUACGGCCUCGGAGAUUACGCAUCGUCUCCAAACCCGUACCUGUGGCUCAACGGGCCGGGCGUCAACUCCUCCGCGUCGUACCUGCACGGAAACAACCCGGCGCCCUUCAUCCCGCCCUCCUACGGCUCGCAGCGGCAGUUCAUAACAAACUCACCUGGCUUCGGCGGGCCCGACCUGGGCUGGCUGUCCAUCGCCAGCCAGGAGGAGCUGCUGAAGCUGGUCCGGCCGCCCUACUCCUACUCGGCGCUCAUAGCCAUGGCCAUCCAGAAUGCGCAUGAGAAGAAGCUGACCCUGAGCCAGAUUUAUCAGUACGUCGCCGACAAUUUCCCCUUUUAUAAGAAGAGCAAAGCCGGCUGGCAGAACUCGAUCCGGCACAACCUGUCUCUGAACGACUGCUUCAAGAAAGUGCCGAGGGACGAGGACGAUCCAGGAAAAGGAAACUACUGGACUCUGGAUCCAAACUGUGAAAAGAUGUUUGACAACGGAAAUUUCCGCAGGAAAAGGAAAAGACGGUCAGAUCCCAGCAGCGUGGGGGGAGUGGCGGCGGCGGCGACAGCAGCAGCGGGGGCCACAAAAGUCGAGGAUGGCCGAGCAGCGGUGGCGUCCACAUUGAAGCCUUCAGACAGUCCUCAGCUCCUGGGGCCGUCCUCGCCGGAGAUGGAGGCCAUGAACGAGAACCACAAGAGCUCGUCUUCGUCUUCGCCGCCCGGACUGGCCUCCACCGCUCCUUGCUUUAAUAACUUUUACAGCAGCAUGUCCACCCUCAGCUCGGGGGCCCCCAGCCGGCAGGGGUCCCUGGGACUGGUGAACGAGCUGUCGAACAGGAACAUUACGGCCCUGAGCCCGUACCACCUCAACCACGGCGGUCAGGACUCGGGGACAUCAGAGCACGGCGAGGGCUUGCAUUUCAACCGUGGAGUGUACUACAACACGUUUGGCAGCGGGCAGAGCGGACAGUUCAACAGCCACUUCUACAACAGCUUCAGUGUCAACAGCCUGAUUUACCCGAGGGAAGGGACUGAGCUAUAGGAGCUGGUCUUUACCACAGCCUCACACAGUUUUGUGUGAGGCUUGUGUCUCUGAAACACACAGAAACACACGUGCAUUUCAGCAGAGAGGUCAGGGUGCAGGCUGGGUGGUGGAUUCUCUGCACCCUGAGCUCUUCACUGAUCAGUUCACCGCUUGAAUAAACUCAGACUGUGGAAACACCAGCUGCAAAGUCAAACAAAAAUGAGCACUUAUCUUUUUAUUCUUUUUUUUAAAUCACUCUAUCAAAGCUCUUACUUUGCUCUUUCUUUGCUCUUAAUGCUCUUAAUGCUAAAAUUCACUCGCAAACUAAGACAACCACUGAACACUUAAGUCUUUUGUAAUAUUUUUAACAUCUAUUAUACAUUUUGUGGCAGUUUCAGCAAGAAACGUUUCCCUCUUCUCGUGGUCAAAGCCAAAUCCGGCCCAUGUUUCUUUGGAGUGGCUAAAAUUUUUUAAACUGCUCAUUCAAAAUCAACUCAAACCUGCCAAAGUUGCCUUUGUGAGACCGCCAUUACCUCGAGACGACAAACAUUUAUGAGAUGAAAGUGCCCUGCUGUGACGGGUGUGCCUGUGUACUCACACAGUUUCCAAAUGCAGUAACAAUUGAUUGAAUACCAAUACGAUCCUUGACGGGGGGCCUGCCUUAUUUUUAUAUCCUCCAUGUUGACUGAAACCACAGCACUACAGCUUGUGUAAAUACAUGUGGACGUUUAUAAAUGUGUAUUUUUGUAAAUUAUAAAGAUAGUUUGUGACUAUUUAUGCUAUUUAUGCUGAUAGGCAUCGUUUUCUACUGUCUGAACAUAGUUUGAUUAAAGCAGAAGUAUUUGCUUACAAAAUGCGCCGGAAAACAGUAUCACUAAAACCCAGAUGUCAUAAAUAUACAUAUAUAUAUAUAUAUACAUAUAUAUAUAUAUAUAUCUAAGAACUAUAUGCUAUGUCAUGGUUUCUCUCAGGAUUCAGUGUGACAAUCAUUGAAUGGCUUUUGUAUCUAUUAUUGUCCUUUUUUUUAAUCUUUAUACAGUGCAUACAGCUUACAGGCAGUUUCAACUGUGACUAUUAAUAAAUAUCAUGUGGUCUCUA